Zychaea mexicana is the source of this 2100-nucleotide messenger RNA. Its product is annotated as P-loop containing nucleoside triphosphate hydrolase protein. The record is from RefSeq and is a predicted model, not a curated record. Gene Ontology annotation, molecular function: ATP binding; nucleic acid binding. The transcript has 20 exons. NCBI's taxonomy places the organism in Eukaryota, Fungi, Mucoromycota, Mucoromycetes, Mucorales, Lichtheimiaceae. The annotation marks the transcript as partial.
UAUCAAUCCAUCUUCAAGUUCGACAAGUUUAACGCGAUGCAGUCCGCGUGUAUCGAUCAUGUACGUGGUCACCUUUCCUGUUGCCUCAUAUAUACCGUAGCUCCCACCGGUGCUGGAAAAACGGCUGUGCUCGAAUUAGCGAUUUUACGUGCUUUAAUGAAUGGCAGCGGCGAUGCCAAGGUUAUUUACAUGGCACCAACCAAGAGUCUCUGCUCAGAACGGACGAAAGACUGGGAAAAGAAAUUUGAACCGCUGGGUAUCGCAUGCAAGGAGUUCACUGGUGAUACUGACUAUACCUCUUUUAAUGCGAUCAAAACCAGCAAUAUUAUUGUGACAACACCAGAGAAGUGGGAUUCAAUGACGCGUCGAUGGACUGAUUACAAGAGCUUGAUGCAGUUGAUCACCUUGUUCGUGAUGGAUGAAGUACAUAUACUUAACGAAAGACGUGGUGCUGUUCUUGAAGCAUGCGUUAGUCGGAUAAAGACAAUGGAACAAACUGUUAGAUACGUUGCUGUGUCUGCAACUGUACCCAACUUACAGGAUAUUGCUGACUGGCUUGGUGCUAUUGCCAUCUCAUUUUCCGAAGAAUUUCGACCCGUUCGCUUGGAGCGAGUUGUCUAUGGAAUGACAUUUAAUGGCGAUAACAUGUUCAGUUUCGAGAACAAGAUGGAUUGGAAAUUACUCGACAUGAUUGACAAGCACAGCAUGGGAAAGCCGACAUUGAUUUUUUGCUCUACUCGAAAGUCAGCCCAAUCAUCGUGCGAGGUUCUACUCAAACUGAUGGCACAAAGGAAUAUCAGUACCUUGGGAAAACUUGCCGAGUUUCUCGAAAGAGGCAUAGGGUUCCACCAUGCCGGUCUAGAAAGUAGCGAUCGUCAGCUUGUCGAGCAACUUUUUAUACAACGUACAAUACGUGUCGUUUCUACCACCUCCACAUUAGCACUUGGUGUUAAUCUGCCAGCUCACUUGGUUAUUAUUAAAUCGACCAAAACCUAUCAAAACGGAUCAUUGGUAGAUUGUUCAGAUAUUGAGCUGUUACAAAUGAUCGGCAGAGCAGGAAGACCAGGUCUUGAAGAUUCUGGGUGUGCCGUUAUUCUGACAACACCAGAUAUGGAGCAACGGUACAAGACGAUUGUGUGUGGCUCCAGCCACAUUGAAAGCUGCUUACAUGCAAACUUGGUGGAGCACAUGAUGACUGAAAUAUGCUUGGGCACAGUGACAGACACAGAAACAUGCAUAAAGUGGCUUCAGUCAACGUUCCUAUACGUUCGGAUCAAGAAAAACCCUUCACGGUAUAUGAUUGAUCACCUGGAUGAGGAAGCAUCUGAUGAUAAAUCGCGAAAUCCGCAACCAGAGCAAGUUCUUCGAGAUAUUUGUACAAGGAGCAUAAAGACGCUCGUCGAGAACGAUUUAGCAACGAACGUGACCACCAAUUACGGAGCAAAAAGACUUCAGGCGACAGCGUACGGUACAGCUAUGGAUCGCUAUUGUAUCAAGCUCGAUACCAUGAUUACCAUUCUGAAAGCAGAGCGUUGUUCGUCAAUAAAAGACGUGUUGGGCCUGGUAGCAGAAGCAGAAGAAUUUGAAACGAUGCGCUUUGCCGCGGGCGAGAAACCAUUUCUAAAUUCAUUGCAAAAGAAUGCAAACAUCCGUUUCCCUAUUUCUGGUAAAGUGGCAACCAUUGCUGACAAAGUCUUCCUUGUAAUUCAGGUAAUAUUCUUUUGCGCCUUUUCUACUUUCUUUCCGUGUAUUAUCGACUGCAGCGUGCAUGAUCGCGAUGCUAUCCGGUUGAAGCAUACCCUGGAGCUUUACCGCAGCAUGCAGGCAAAAAUGUGGACUACAUCAUCAUAUCCGCUCCGCCAAAUUGAACGCAUUGGACCCCAGAAGGCUAAAAUGUUGGCACAAGCCGGAAUCUCGACAUUUGACCAGUUGCGUGGAGUCGAUGCAGCUCGAAUCGAAGUGAUCCUUCGCCGCAACCCUCCGUUUGGAAACCAGGUACUGUAUUGUUAUUUUAUGCUUAAAUUGACGAAAAUUGUUGUUGCAUUAACAAUUCUCUUUUUUCUCAUUUCGUUACAUGUACCCGCUCCCCUUUAUGUCUAA